Messenger RNA from Arabidopsis thaliana (thale cress), 1599 nucleotides. RefSeq names its product tobamovirus multiplication protein 3 (gene TOM3). The transcript is spliced from 11 exons. Lineage: Eukaryota; Viridiplantae; Streptophyta; Magnoliopsida; Brassicales; Brassicaceae. Bases 282 to 1193 code for a protein of 303 amino acids. The record is from RefSeq and is marked reviewed. Gene Ontology annotation, cellular component: vacuolar membrane.
GCCAGCUUUGGUUUGCUCUUUAUCCACAUGUGCCACGUGGAGCAGCGUGUCAGUCAACUUUCAACAACUACUUGACUCUCCCGACGAUAAUUACCGGCUAUCUCCGGUUCUCGUUUCCGACGUCGGCCGUUUCUUUUUCAUUUUUGUCGUUUUUUUUCCAAAUUUUUUUAUUUCGGGAAAAUAACAAAAAAAGAAAGAAAUAAAAAGAGGUGAUUCAAAUCCAGAGAGUUCUCAUUAUGUAUAUUCAAAAUCUGAAUCGAGAAGGAAUCUGACUCGUGUAGAUGAGAAUCGGCGGCGUCGAGGUUACGAAAUUUGCGUCGGAGAUGAUGUCGUCGUCGUCUUCGUCGGCGGUGGAGAUGUUGAAUCUCAAAGAAGCUUCGAAUUGGUGGUCAGACGUAAACGAAUCUCCGAUUUGGCAGGAUCGUAUCUUCCAUGUUCUCGCUGUUCUCUACGGAAUCGUUUCCCUCGUUGCUGUGAUUCAACUUGUGAGAAUACAAUUGAGAGUUCCUGAAUAUGGUUGGACGACGCAAAAGGUCUUUCACUUUCUCAAUUUCGUUGUUAAUGGAGUUCGUGCUGUGGUGUUUGUCUUCAGGCGAAAUGUUCAGUUUAUGCAACCAGAGAUUCUGCAACAUAUCUUGCUUGAUAUUCCAAGUCUUGCUUUCUUCACCACCUAUGCUCUUCUGGUUCUUUUCUGGGCUGAAAUUUAUUAUCAGGCGCGUGCAGUAUCGACUGAUGGACUCAGGCCAAGCUUCUUCACAAUUAAUGCAGUUGUAUAUGUAGUUCAGAUUGCUCUAUGGUUGGUUUUGUGGUGGAAGCCUGUUCGAGUUAUGGUAAUCCUAUCUAAGAUGUUCUUUGCAGGUGUUUCAUUGUUCGCUGCCCUUGGAUUUUUACUUUAUGGUGGAAGGCUUUUCCUAAUGUUGCAACGGUUUCCAGUAGAAUCUAAAGGGCGGCGCAAAAAGCUGCAAGAGGUUGGUUACGUGACAACCAUAUGCUUUACGUGUUUCCUCAUCAGAUGUAUCAUGAUGUGCUUUGCUGCUUUCGAUGAGGGGGCAAACCUUGAUGUGUUAGAUCACCCCAUCCUUAACUUCAUAUAUUACCUGUUGGUAGAGAUAUUACCCUCCUCUCUGGUCCUCUUCAUCUUGAGAAAGCUACCACCAAAACGAGGCAUUACACAAUACCAUCAGAUUCGCUGAAAUGUAAAGGCACGACAACUAAUGAUCAGAUGAAGAAGACAAGACUAUGGUUGUUUAUGCUUUUCUGUAAUCAAUAGAGAGAAAAGCAUAAGAUGGAAAUGAAAUAGAUCUAAAGCUGAUAAGGCCUUUUGGUUGAUGAUGGGAAUGGAUUCUACUUGAUUUUUGGUAAACGGUAAACUGGGGUUUGUUCCCUUUAUAUAAAGGUUAUGUUGUAAAAAAUUUAUUAUAAAGUACAUGUAAGAAUUGUGUAAAUUUAUGUUGAAUCAUGUGGUAAAAAAAAAAAAAAGUUUCUUUUUAUUGUCUUCAGUCUGAGAAUUUAAAAGAUGAAAGAAUGAGAAGCAAGUUUUUAUACCAUGAGUUUUGUGUGUGUGUUUCUGAAAAAAAUACAGAUGUAGUGAAGUUUGAA